Ixodes scapularis (black-legged tick) is the source of this 3663-nucleotide messenger RNA. It is a transcript of the gene Kap3, whose product is annotated as kinesin-associated protein 3. Gene Ontology annotation, molecular function: kinesin binding. Gene Ontology annotation, biological process: microtubule-based movement; cilium organization. Lineage: Eukaryota; Metazoa; Arthropoda; Arachnida; Ixodida; Ixodidae. The transcript is spliced from 4 exons. The record is from RefSeq and is a predicted model, not a curated record. Gene Ontology annotation, cellular component: kinesin II complex; axoneme; ciliary transition zone. The coding region runs from base 301 to 2385 and encodes 694 amino acids.
GAGUUAUAGAGCUCAAAACUUUCGAUCUGUCUCGGUUGGUUUCGGUGGUUACGUUGGUUACGGUAUGAACAAGAUCAAAAAUCUUUCCGCUGGCUUUUCUCGUAUUAAUGUCUCCCGUUUAAGCAGUUGUUCCAUCUCGGCGUCCCCUAGUCCGCUGUGAGCAUUGACGUUUCGUUAUUUCGACGCGGGUCUGGAUGGUCUGACCGGUGGUUCGGCGCGAUGUGGUACGGGCAGCGUCGAGCGGCAGUGGAUCGAUAGGUCGCUUCUUUGGCGAUCGGCGGGCGUCGUCUGAGCGGCAGGAUGCGCGGUGACGAGAGCGUGCAGCGGACCGUGCGACACUGCACGCUGGACGUGCACCCGAGCGAGCCGGCCCUGGUGGUCCGUUACGAGCUGGACGCGGCCGUGCAGGACCCGCUGGGGGACCCGCUGCUCGAGCAGAGCCGCGAGUGCCGCCGCACCGUCCGCCUCAGGGGCCUCGACGACGCCACGGACCUGGCCUCGCUGGCGAGGGAGGUCGUGGCCAGGUGCGACCUCCUCGACGACUCCAAGACGGCGCAGGUGGAGCAACUGCUGGCCUACCUGCGGCGGCGCGGCGGCUCCGGAGAGCCCCGGCGACCGCCUUCCUCCGGCAGGACACCCUCGGGGGAGACGGCGAGCAUGGCCCGCCUGGAGGCCUACGUGGAGAUGCUGUACGAGGGCGCCGAGGACAAGGUGCGCGCCUCCGGGCUGCUGCUGCAGCUGGCACGGCGGCCCGAGAACCUGGCGGCCCUGUCGGCCAACGACGCCCUGCUGUGCGCCCUGGCGCGCGUGCUUCGCGAGGACGGCCGCCGCAACACGCCGCUGGCCACCAACCUGGCCUACGUGUUCUUCUGCUUCUCGGCCUUCUCGCAAUUCCACCCGCUGCUGGCCGAACACAAGCUGGGCUCACUAUGCAUGGACCUGGUCGAGCACGAGCUGCGCCGGCACGCUCAUUGGAGGCACGAGCUGCAGGCAGCAAGGGCGGAGGGCGAGGCGGGGCCGCAGGACCGGGACUGGCGCAAGUACCAAGGGCUGGCACGGCGCCAAGAGCAGCUCUUGCGCGUCUGUCUGUUCCUGCUACUCAACGUGGCGGAGGAGCCGCGCAGCGAGAUCAAGAUGGUCAACCGUGGCCUUGUGCCCAUGCUGGUGGACUGCCUGGAGCGGGAGCAGACGGACCUGCUGCUCCUGGCCCUCUGUUUCCUCAAGAAGCUUUCCGUGUACUCGGAGAAUGUGGCCGAGAUGGGGCGCCUGCCCACCGUGGUGCGCCUGGCACCCCUGCUGGGCCGGGAGCCGCUGGCGCCCACGACGGUGCGGCUGCUGCUCAACCUCUCCUUCGACGCGGAGCUGCGGGCAGCCGUGCUGCGGGAGGGCCUGCUGCCCCGGCUGGUGCAGCGGCUGCACCGGGCGGGCGGGGACGCGGGGCCGGCGCUGGGCGUGCUCUACCACCUGAGCCUGGACGACCGGGGCAAGUCGCACUUUGCCUACACGGACUGCGUGCCCUGGCUGGUGCGGGCCCUGCUGGCGGAGGGCGGGCCGCGCUCGGAGGCCCUGGCCCUGGCAGUGAGCCUGGCGGCCAACCGGCGCUGUGCCCAGCUCUUCUGCGAGGGCCUCGGGGCGCUGGUCGACCGGGCACUGGAAGGAGGGGAUGCCCAGCUGGUGCGGCUGUUGCGCACUGUGUCCCAGCAUGAGGGCCCCACGCGCAGGGCCUUCGCUCCCCACCUGGACGCCCUGGUGCGUGCCCUCGUGCACCCUGGGGCCCCCUGGGACCUGGUGCUGGAGUGCGCGGGCACGCUUGCCAACCUGGAGCUGUCCGGGGCGCCCCUGGAGCGGCACGGGGUGCUGCCCUGGCUGGGGCGACGACUGGGGGACCCCCAGUGCCCGCCCCGGGCCUCGCUGGCGCUGGUGGCACUGCUGGGCUCGGUGGCCAGGGCUGAGGAGGCCUGCGCCCUGGGGGCCCUCAGGGAGGGCCUGGUGGCACCCCUGGUGGCGCUGCUCAGGGCCCGCCAGGAGGACGACGACCUCGUGCUUGAGGUUGCGUACGCCUUCGACGCACUGCUGUGGCACCCAUCGACGCGCGGCCCCCUGGUGGCGGCGCAGGAGGUGCCGGGCUACCUGCUGGACCUGUUGCACGACCGGAGCCCCGAGGUGCGGCGGACGUGCGCCCAUGCGCUGGGAGUGGUGGCCGAAGGCGACGCCCGGUGGGCGCGCCGCCUGCGGGAGGCCCGCUUCCGCUGCCACAACGCCCACUGGCUGGAGGUGGCCGCCCAGCCGGGGGACGGGGGCGACGUGGGGGCCGACGAGGGGGGCGAGGAGCUGCUCGACAGGGCCGACCUCCUGUCCAGCGGCAGCGGUGCAUCCGACCCCUGAGGGAUGCCGCGCGGUGCCAGCCGUUCCACAGUGCCGCGGUAGAGCCACUAAACAAGUUCAGUAAAGACGGGAGUGGAACGCUGCAAAUCGUAAGCACAGACAUUGCUGGUACCGAGCGCAAGAACGAGAAAGUGGACGAUACGUUAGGCACGUUGGUUUUGCCACGACAAGUCAAACUUGUUGGAGCGCUCGUCGACUUUAUUUAUUUUUAUAAGAUGCGCGCCGCCGGUGUUGUGCGAAAUAAGGCUAGAAAAAUGCUAAGUACAGACCUCACGAGUGACGCUUGCUUGCUUCCUCCUGUACAGCGAUUCGUCUCUGGCGAUACAAUCCCGUUGGGACCACUGACAUUCACGUCCGUGCCAUUCCAAAGCGGCUAAAAUGUAUGGGACCUUACUCUCUAGAUUACUAUAUUAACCAUUCGUCGCUGGAGGCUUCAACGCUUCGUUUCCCGACCGUCUCGUGGGUGCCACCUUUUGACGUCUAGUGCGGAGCUGGCACGACUGGUGACGGUUACAGUUAGAAGGUGCGACGUCCCAAGUUUUGGAUGCGGCGUCUGGAAGCUUGGGUGACAACGAUCUGCCCUGUCACGGACCGCUUGAGUGUUUCUGGGUGCGGGAGCCUAAACAACAAGGUGGUCAAAGCGGCACUACUCAGUCUGGAGCUUGGCUUGUUUGGUGGUUGUAGCCGACGAAAUAGAUGCACGUUUCAGAGUCGUUCCUAAUUUGAAACGUGCCUUGAGACAUAAAUAUUGCGCUAAAAUAUUUUAGUGUGUGAAAAUUCAUUUUGUGACAAGAGAGCCCCAUCGUGACGCUACAUCAUGUUAAAAAAAAAAAAUUUCGGGGUGGGUUGUUCUCUUACUGCUCCUAGAAAGAGCCUGGUUCUGCCGAAGCUUUCUCAACGAUCUCCGAAAGUGAGUGCUUUGGAAGGCAGUUAUACGAAUAUGGCGCGAUGGGACGUGCUCCUCCUGGGCCCUGAGUCACGAGGCUAACCUCGGCACUCGUCAAUCCGCUGUCUGAGCAACGUGAAUAUGUGCACCGGCUGCGUCUACGCUUACUGUGCCCGUGUACAUCGUGAAAUAGCGAGUACAUGAAGCUUCCCAAGAAGUGCAAAUGGAGUGCUUAUUUAUGUAUUUAUUUUUUGUUAGACCAAUUGGACAGAACUGGGCACUUUGUGCCUUACAUUAGUUGCAGGUGCAUGGUGCUUGCAGCACGAUCUACCAUAUUUUCAAGUCUGUACGUCGCAACCCUCUAUAAACGUCUGUUUUCAUAAAGAAAAGAA